Molecule: messenger RNA, 660 nt
Organism: Colletotrichum abscissum
Lineage: Eukaryota; Fungi; Ascomycota; Sordariomycetes; Glomerellales; Glomerellaceae
Exons: 1
Coding region: 1-660 (219 amino acids)
Source: RefSeq, a predicted model, not a curated record
AUGCCCUCAGUGGGAUCCACCCCACCCUCAGUCGGGAUUCUUUACCAGUCCUCAAUCCUCCCCGACCUUCGAUCUGCCUUCCGACUCUCGCCUUCCUGCAGCUUACCGCCUCAUCUCGAUGCCUCAAGAUGCUCAGAAAUGAAAGAAAGGGAAAAAACAAUGCAGUGGGCAUCAGUUGCUGCAGGAGACGGCUGCCUUCUUCCCUGUCCUGCAGUCGUUCGCUCUUCUUUCCCAUGCUUCUGCCAAGAUGGGCACUUGCUUGUCAUCCCUACAUUGGCCAGCUGUUCGGCAAAAGUCAAUAAGCUGAGACCUUUGUCCUGCCAGGUAACUCGUGAUCUGCGUCUGUCAUAUCACGAACUAAUGUCUCGCAGAACAUCACCUGAUCAGUCUUCCUUCUUGGGCCGCAGCAUCAAGCAUGUCGCCGCAUGCCGCAUGCCGUUUUCCGCCUACCGCCUCGCUGGCCCGUCAUUCUCUCGCGAUACCUGCGAGACCUGCAAGGGGACCUACAGUGACCGUCAACUCGGUGUGUUGAUACUACCCAAUCCCCUCCUCGGCCACCUUUACUCGCCCACUCUCGCCUGCCAGCUAGCCAAUCUGCAUGGCUGUCACUGUGCGUGCCCAAAGCACAUCAAACCAUUCGAACCGAAAACCGGCCGUUGA